This is a messenger RNA of Colletotrichum aenigma, 2838 nucleotides long. RefSeq names its product Pre-mRNA-processing factor 19 (gene prp19). NCBI's taxonomy places the organism in Eukaryota, Fungi, Ascomycota, Sordariomycetes, Glomerellales, Glomerellaceae. The coding region runs from base 1 to 2838 and encodes 945 amino acids. The transcript is spliced from 7 exons. Gene Ontology annotation, cellular component: Prp19 complex; U2-type catalytic step 1 spliceosome; cytoplasm. The record is from RefSeq and is a predicted model, not a curated record. Gene Ontology annotation, biological process: protein ubiquitination; mRNA splicing, via spliceosome; DNA repair. Gene Ontology annotation, molecular function: protein binding; ubiquitin protein ligase activity.
AUGCUUUGCGCAAUUUCGGGAGAAGCUCCCCAGGAGCCCGUUGCCUCAAAGAAGUCGGGCACCGUCUUCGAGAAGCGCUUGAUCGAAAAGUACAUCGAAGAGAACGGCACCGAGCCCGUCACCGGCGAAGCCUUGACGGCCGACGAUCUCCUCCCGUUGACCCAGUCGCACAUCGUCCGACCUCGACCCCCGACCCUUACCUCUAUCCCAGCGCUGCUGGCGACCUUCCAGAACGAGUGGGAUGCGCUAGCUCUGGAGACAUUCAACUUGAAGGAGCAGCUGGCAAGAACGAGAGAGGAGCUCGCUACGGCUCUGUACCAACACGAUGCCGCCGUCAGGGUUAUCGCCAGAUUGACAAAAGAGAGGGAUGAGGCCAGAGAGGCGCUGUCUAAGGUCAGCGUCACCGCUGGUGCUACAAAUGGAGAUGCAAUGGCUAUCGACUCUGCCGAAGCUCUUCCCGAAGAGCUGGCUGAGAAGGUCAGCGCCAAGCAUCAAGAGCUGUCCAAGGGUCGCAAGAAGCGUCCAGUUCCUGAGGGCUGGGCUACCCCCGAUGAUAUCGCCUCCUUGGACACUGUGGCCUCCACAUCAACACCCCUUUCGCAAGCCUCCUCUCUUGCCCUCGAGGGUAGUUAUGCUGCCGUUGGUGCCCGUGAUGGACAGGCGGCGAUAUACUCGGUCGAAGCGCAGCAGGUUGAACGCCAGGUUGCAGUCAAUGAGCCUGUUCUCGACUCUGCCUGGACUGGAAGCAAGCUCAUCUUUGCCACGAGCAAGGGAUCCGUCAAGAUUUUCGAGGGUGGUGCGGAAAUUGCGUCGCUCUCCGAGCACGCUGGACCUGCCACGUCGCUCAGCGUUCACCCCACGGGUGAGCUGCUUGCUUCCGUUGGUUCGGAUAAGAGCAUUGCAUUUUACGAUCUUCACGCUUUGAGAAGAGUCAGCAGGGCAUACACAGACGCAUCUUUGACAUCCUCUGCUUUCCACCCCGACGGCCACCUCUUCGCCGCUGGUACGGUUUCCGGCGAGAUCAAGCUCUUUCACACGGCAAGCCUCGAGUUCGCCACUGCGUUCUCUCUUGGCGCGCCCGUUGAGGCUGUGACUUUCUCAGAAAACGGAUUCUGGCUGGCGGCUACGGCGAAGGGCCAGAGCUCGGUUACAAUUUUUGACUUGCGCAAGGAGGGAGACGCUGCUAGAGCCAAGACGCUGGAGACGGGCGGACCUGUCCAGUCUUUGGCGUGGGACUACACCGGCCAGUUCCUAGCCACUGGCGGUGCGGGAGGUGUCACUGUUCAGCAAUACAUCAAGAGCUCCAAGGCAUGGUCGGAGCCUUUCAGGAGUUCCGUUGCAGUGGCGUCUGUGAAAUGGGGCCCUGGAGCCAAACAGCUGGUUUCUGUCACGCCAACCCACCAGGCUCGGAACUGGAUCAUGAGUCUAGAUACUUCGCCUGAACCUUCUUCGCCUGAACCUUUCUCCUCCGAUAUCGAUAUCCCAGCAGUCGACGACGACGACAUUCAGGCCUACAACGAAUUCUUUGCCGCUGCUGAGGACUUGGUCUCUGAGCACUCCGACCCUAACUCCAAUCCCUCCGAUCGACUGGGUCCGCGUUCGCCCUCCUUCGACUCUGAAGCCGACGCACAACACGAUUGGGACCCGGAGGAGCUGUCCGAAUCUCCAGAGCCGCUUUCAGACCUAGACACAUCACCCUCUCGGGACUCGUCAGCUGACCCAUACGCCGACUUGUUUUCUCGUCCCGAUUCCUACCCUUUGUCCCCUGAUCUCGAAGGCGAGCUCGAGCUUGCCCUUCUUGCCGAAUUAGACGAGCUUGACGAUCGACUGCCGCCCCUCAUAGAACACAGAGCACAACGACCCAACCGCCCCGGCAAUAUGGCAGCACCAAGACAGGCCAACGCCGCGAACGGCGCAGGUGCAGGUCCCGAUGUGCUGGUCGACUUGGAACUGUACUUUAGGCAGGAGCGACCCCAACGCAGAGCUCAGCAGAACCAGCAAGGCCCAGCUGAUGUAAUCGACCUCACGAACGAGCCAGACAGUCCCGUUCAAUCCCAUGCGCCACGACCAAGCGUGAAUCCUCGACGGCAGAAUUCGCAGGGACGCAACCCUCCAGCACUUGCACGAAGCGACAGCAGCAUCCUCGCCGGCAACGCACCCAACGUGAUUGACCUUACGGAUGACUCUCCCGAAGUUCCGCGCCGCCGACCCGAUAGACAGUUGCCUUCAAUUCCAGGGAGAAAUCGGGAGCACAGAGACCGAGGCGGUUUCAUGCCUUACAACCCGGCGAGCGCAUUCAGUGGUCUGGCUGCGGGACUAAGGAGACACCUGUACCCGCUCCGUCUAUUUCCCGCUCAAGAGGAGGACGUUCAGCUUCUCGGCAUUUUGCAUAAUCGGAUCAACCCAGGCGACCUUAACAACCCGCUCGGGAACAUUCAGCUGCAGUACGAACACAACGCUUUCGACCGCGCGGAAUCCCCAAAACCCGUACACCAGCCUCCGCCUCCUGCGAAGCCAGGUUACACGAGAGACACAGGCUCUGACAUGGUCGUGAUAUGUCCGUGCUGCAACGAAGAGCUCGCUUACGAUCCCGACGUCCCCGCGAGCGAAAGUCAUCCAUCACGCAAGGGCAAGCGGCAGCGUAGCGAGCACCACUUCUGGGCCCUAAAGAAUUGUGGACAUGUGUACUGUGAGGAAUGUUUCGAGAACCGCAAACCAACGGCCAAGCGCCGAAACACGGGCUUACCAUCCAACCCCGAGGGUAAGAUCAUUUGCUCGGUCGAUGGAUGUGACACUCAAGCUGGGAACAAGGGCUCUUGGGUUGGUAUUUAUCUCUGA